AGUAGAUCCGGGACGUCAGCCAAAGGCGUCACGUGUCGCUCCGGCGCUCAGGAAUGUAAUCGCGUGGAUAGAAACGUUUUGAAAAGUGAUUAUGGAUAAUUUUUGGAUAAAAAAGUGCAUAGUUAUGUAGAUAUUAAGUCACAAUCUUUGUACUACAGUAGAAUUUAACGUAUGAUCCGCCUCUACAAUAAUUUAUUGUUGCGUGAAUAAAUUUGACUAGAACUGUGCAAAUGACUGAAAAUUAAUUUAGCACUAUGACUUUGUGUACGGGUGAUUGUGAAUUGUAGAAACAGUCUGGGAGCAACAAUAUGCAUAUUGUGACAUUAAUUAGUUUAUUGCUUUGGAGUAACUUUGGAUAUGCGGGAUUGCCGCCUGUUAUCAGAAUAGGAGCAAUUUUUACCGAAGAUCAAAAAAACAGCAGCGUCGAAUUGGCUUUCAAAUACGCAGUUUACAAGAUAAACAAGGAAAGAGAUUUGUUGCCUAAUACUACACUCGUCUAUGACAUCCAAUAUGUGCCAAGGGACGACAGUUUCAGAACAUCCAAAAAGGCUUGUCGACAGGUAGAGUUCGGAGUUCAAGCCAUUUUCGGUCCAUCCGAUCCGAUUCUAGGAGCACAUAUUCAGAGUAUAUGUGAAGCUCUCGAUGUACCUCAUAUAGAAGCAAGGGUGGAUUUCGAGCCGACCUCCAAGGAGUUAUCUAUUAAUUUACACCCCAGUCAGGAAAGCAUGAAUAAAGCCUUUAAGGAUCUGAUGGCCUUCCUCAAUUGGACUAAAGUGGCUAUUAUUUACGAAGAAGAUUAUGGUCUAUUCAAGCUGCAAGAAUUGGUGAAGGCGCCGGGAGCGGCCCGAACUGAAAUGUAUAUCCGGCAAGCAGGUCCUGGAUCGUAUCGACAGGUCCUACGGGAAGUCAGGCAGAAAGAACUCUAUAAGCUUAUCGUCGAUACUAAUCCGAGAAAUAUCAAUCAGUUUUUUAGAGCGAUAUUGCAGUUACAAAUGAAUGACUAUAGAUACCAUUACAUGUUCACAACAUUUGAUUUGGAGACGUUCGAUUUGGAAGAUUUCAAGUACAAUUCCGUAAAUAUAACUGCUUUUAGAGUAGUUGAUGUGGAUCAUCCAAAAGUCAAAGAAACUUUGGAAGUUAUGGAAAAGUUUCAACCGAUUGGCCAUGCCAUUCUCAAUAGAAGUGGGGUUAUUCAGGCCGAGCCGGCUCUGAUGUUUGAUUCUGUAUACGUAUUUGCAAAGGGAUUAUCCGGUAUGGAGAACAUGCAGUCUAUUAGACCUACGAAUUUAUCCUGUGACAUUGAAAAGCCAUGGGAUGAUGGAUUAACACUGUACGAUUACAUCGACUCCGUGAGCGGUCUCCAUGGACUGACGGGUAAUUUGGAAUUUAGCGAGGGCAAAAGGACCAACUUCAAAGUGGACCUGCUAAAAUUAAAGAAAGAAGAAAUUCGUAAAGUCGGCGAAUGGACGGUUACUAAUGGCAUCAAUAUAACGGAUCCGAAUGCGUUUUAUGAAAACCACACACCGAAUGUGACGCUUAUCGUAAUGACAAGAGAGGAACGACCAUAUGUAAUGGUAAACGAAGAAAAGAAUUUGACGGGCAAUGCUCGCUAUGAAGGUUUCUGCAUUGACCUAUUGAAAUGGAUAGCAGCUCAAGUGGGCUUCCAAUAUACAAUUAGACUAGUUCCUGAUCACAUGUAUGGCGUGUUUGAUCCAGAUACGAAGGAAUGGAACGGAAUCGUUAGAGAAUUAAUGGAAAAGAGAGCGGAUCUCGCUGUAGCCUCGAUGACGAUAAAUUACGCUAGAGAAAGCGUAAUUGACUUCACGAAGCCUUUCAUGAAUCUCGGAAUUGGAAUUCUCUUUAAGGUAUCUGCUCGAGCACCGGCAAAACUUUUUGCUUUUCUCACACCAUUGGCUAUAGAAAUUUGGUUAUACAUGGUUGGCGGAUACGUCCUCGUCUCUUUAACAAUUUGGAUAGCCGCCAGAGUGUCUCCCAAAGAAUGGAGAGAAAUCGAGCCGUGCGAUGAGUGUCUAUGGAAAAAAUAUGGAGAGGAGUGCGAACAUUUUUCUUACGACGGCGACGGCACUUCUGGAAUAUGCAGCGACGAAACAGACGACGAAGAUUCCGAGGGCUACUUCAUCGAUAAAAUGCACAGGAACCUUUCGCCAGUAGACAAUAUUUCCUGCAAACACGACAAAGUUGAUUUUAUUUGCGAACAUGAACACGAACAGGAACGCGAAUACGAACUAGAGGAAUGCGGUAAAAGUUUGGACGUCCUCGAAAAUGGAUUUACUUUAGGAAACAGUUUUUGGUUCGCGAUAGGGUCCUUAAUGCAACAAGGAUCUGAUCUUAAUCCUAAGGCCACGUCGACCCGCAUAGUAGGCGGUAUCUGGUGGUUUUUCACUCUCAUUAUAAUAUCGUCGUAUACGGCGAAUUUGGCGGCCUUCCUCACAGUGGAACGGAUGAUUACCCCCAUAGAGAGCGCCCAGGACUUGGCCGAGCAAACGGAAAUCGCUUAUGGAACUUUGGAAGGCGGAAGCACUAUGACUUUUUUCAGGGAUUCAAAAAUUGGUAUUUAUCAAAAAAUGUGGAGAUUUAUGGAAAGUAGAAAUCCCCCAGCAUUCGUUAAAUCUUACGAGGAUGGCGUAAAGAGAGUUCUGGAAGGCGAUUACGCUUUUCUAAUGGAAUCGACUAUGCUAGACUAUGCGGUACAAAGAGACUGUAAUCUAACACAAAUCGGUGGAUUAUUAGAUUCGAAAGGAUACGGCAUUGCCACUCCUAAAGGUAGUCCUUGGAGGGACAAAAUUUCUUUAGCUAUUUUAGAACUACAAGAAAAAGGAGUCAUUCAAAUCUUAUACGAUAAAUGGUGGAAAAACACCGGAGACGUUUGCACAAGAGAUGACAAAAGUAAAGAAUCUAAAGCGAAUGCUUUGGGAGUUGAAAAUAUAGGUGGGGUUUUCGUUGUUCUACUUUGCGGUUUAGCAUUGGCAAUAUUAGUUGCUAUUUUGGAAUUUUGUUGGAACAGCAAGAAGAAUGCCCAAACAGAUCGACAAUCCUUGUGCUCCGAAAUGGCGGAGGAGCUCAGAUUUGCCGUACGCUGCCAUGGAUCUAGACAGAGACCAGCUUUAAGAAGAUCUUGCACUAGAUGUAGUCCAGCGACGACUUAUGUACCAGCGGCACUCGAUCUACCACAUCUCAAUGGGGAAGGUGUUAUGUUACCAAUGUUAGACGUAAAACGAUCUCCUAUCAAUUAUGAAGUGGACACCUAGCGACGACUCCAAAGUGGAGGCUAUUCGACCUUCACUUGCCCUUCUAGUGCCAUAAGGGAUUGUUGUGGAGGUCCAGUAUGCUCCAGACCACAACAAAAAUCAGCAACACUGAAUUAUAAAGUGGAACUUCACUGCCCAGACAUCAAUACUAAAAGUGCUACAUUGGGUCGUAGUCGUUCGGGAGGUGGGCCUCAAAAUACAUGCGACGUCGUUCAAAGCGGACUAAACGUAUCUGAUAAAAUCCUUUGGAAGUUCGAGUGUGAUAUCGGUAGUCCAAAUAGUCCAGAUGUGGUGAAUAGAACGUUACCAGAUGCUAUUCAGAGUAGGACGACCACUUUGUGAUAAAGUUAGAUAGAAGAAUAAAAUUAAUGAUUCUAAGAUAGAAAAGGAAGAAUUCUACGAUGAUUCACAAUCGAUCGAAAUAUUCUUCUUUUUCUGAGUACCUACAAACUAAACCAAAUCAAAAACGAACUGAUGUUUGUACCAAUUGGAUUUACACGUUAAGAUUAGAUAUUUCGAAUAUUUUGGAUGGUUUUUCAUUAUCAAGAUGCAUGUCAAAUUUCAAUCAAAUUUUUUAUGGGUUUUAUAUGGAAAUCCAAGUUUCGAUUUUAUUACAUUUUUCAUGUUCAACUCGAGCAGUAAUUUCUGAAACUAAAAUAUAUGUAAAAAUAUUUGUGUCCAAUUAACUUUUUUAGCAUUUUACGUGUUUUGUUUUUAUUACGAAUUCAGUAAAUAUGAGGUGCAUCUUGAAAUUAAGGAAAUGUUUCGAAACAGAGUAUUUUGAUUGAAAAUGUAAAUAAAAUUUUGAUAUUUGGAAGGAUGUGUUUGUUACCUGUUCACCGUCCAUUUAACAUUUUCUGUGUUUGCGACGACCGACCAUUAGACGUAUUCAAAAAUUACGAAGCAGGAAGCAGGAUGAAAUAUGAAAUUGUUUAUUCAGGCACUUUUCAACAUGCACAUUUUUUUAUUUUCACACCACUCGAUUGUACCAAAAGUCGAUACAAUUUUUUUAUUUCAAAAAAAAAACUCUCUUUCAUUGGAAUCCCAAAAUACUUUCUAUGAUAAAAUUGUAACUUCCUAAUAAAAUACCAUGUAUUUUUUCAUAUUUUACUUAUAAUGUUAUGCAGAAUUUAAAAUUUUGAGCUCGUAUUAUUUUAGAAUUCUUUUUGUUUUGUAAUUUUUGAUCGUCAGUUAACGUGAAAACCCCAAUAUAAUUUAAUACAUGGUAGAGACGAUUUUUGCUUAUAAUAUUGAAGAAUUGUUCAUGAAAUUUCGAAAUGUAAUAUUUUGUAAAUAUAUUUCGAAAUAUAUAUGAAUGAUUAACAAAUAAAAAUAUUCAAAUAAGGUUAUUGUCAAUAUUACACUCAGCAUUAAAUAGUUGUUUCUCAAAAUGGUUUUUGAAAUAUUCAUCUAAAAGGAUUACUGUGAUAAACUAUUUGAACUUAUUUUAUUUGGUAACUCAACACCUAACCGACUGUUCAAAAAGUCCUAUUAUCUGUAUGUUUUCAAUUGUUAAGAAAAUAAUUGAAUAUUUCAUAAAAUUAAAUUUCUGCCUUAUUGUAUAAAGCUUUAAAUUAUUUUCAACUUGAAUAAUUAUAGUGAUAUAUUUUCGUCGAAACACUUUUUAUGUGAACCUACUAAAUUAUAGAUGUUUUGUGAAUGUAAAUACACGUGAUUUAAAGAGAAAGCAAAAAUCGUCUUUAUUCUUUAUAUAAACAUAUAUCAUAUUUGAUCAUUUAAAAUUAUUCAUUCCAUUUAUAUAGCAUAUAUUAAAGACUUUCACACCUCCCAUGUAUAUUUAUUUAAAACUUCCCUUAUAGGGAUUCGAAAUUUUUACCAUUUCCGCAUGAUUUCCUCAUCGAUUCGUCAUAAAUUUAAUUCGUUUACAGAUUUUUUUGUAAAUGUCCUAAUUCCUCAAGUUCCUAAUUUAUUAAGUACUGUUUGUAUGAUAGUAAGUUAUAAAAACAACAAACUGUUUCUUUUCCGAAGGUCUCACCAAGUGACAAAUAUGAGCGACUUUUCAUAAUUGAUAUUUCAUUACUUUCAAACUAUAUGAAUCUAGCUCUAUUAAGAGAUUGUUCACUGAAACAUAAUAUUCAUUAGAAAGAUAGAUAACGUAAAGUGAAGCCGAACGAGUGACUGCAAAACAUGCAAGAGAAGUCUAUAAUGAGUUGACCAAAUAGUGAUGUCUUUAAUAUAUGACUACAGUGAUAUCUAUUGAAAACAUUCUUUGAAUAAUUAUUUUCGAUUAUUAUUGUUUUUAAUACAUAUUUCUCUUCAACAAUACUUUUAUGAGAUAUAUAUUGUUAUACAGUAAAAUCUGAUUUCAGAUUCAGGUUUUCAGUGUUUAUAUUGUUGAUGAUUUAGCUGUUUAUCAUUAUUUCGAAAAUGUUAUAAUGAAUGUAAAUAAAUUUGCUAAUAAAUAGAAUAAAAUCGAA
Molecule: messenger RNA, 5707 nt
Organism: Diorhabda sublineata
Lineage: Eukaryota; Metazoa; Arthropoda; Insecta; Coleoptera; Chrysomelidae
Product: glutamate receptor ionotropic, kainate 2
Exons: 19
Coding region: 309-3269 (986 amino acids)
Biological process (GO): monoatomic ion transport
Cellular component (GO): plasma membrane; postsynaptic membrane
Molecular function (GO): glutamate-gated receptor activity
Source: RefSeq, a predicted model, not a curated record